AGCGCCACCUGGCAAAAGUAAUGCCUGUAAAAACUUUAAACAUUCUCUCCGGAUAAACACUUUGUUAACUGUAUCUGAUUGUGAUGCUACAUGUAGCAUGGUGGAAGCUGCGGAUUAAUAAACACUCGCUGGAUUUACCAGUUCAGGAUGUGAAGCAGCGGCGCUCUAAGUUGAUAGUCACCCGGAUGUACCUCGGACAGACUAUCCUCCGUAUAAUCAUCGAAUUUGCAUUCAUCAUUACUCAGUCAUCCAUAUAUGGAUUUCACAUUCCGAGUGAAUACACAUGUCAAUUAGAAGAGCGAGUUGUGCUGAAUGUAGCCGUGCACUACAAAUGUGAUGUGCUGAAAGCAAAAGAGAAGGCCUCUUUCCUAAUAGUAGUGCUAGUGUGUACAGUUCUGGCACUAGUGGUGCAUGUAUGUGACCUGAUAAGGACUGUUCUAAAAAUCUCAAAAGGAGAAGAGAAGUCCUUAUUCCCAGCACUCAGGGAGGAAGAAUACAUCAAGCCAGUCUGGGUGCGGCCACCUGAUCCAGUUGAUGAAGUAUUUGAGUGUGAAAAUGUCUCAAAGUUGCAAGAGAAACUUGAAUCGCAAAACCUUAUAGCCUUAACCGGACCCCCAGGUUCUGGAAAGACCCAACUGGCUCUUCAUUACGUCAGAGAGUUCUCCAAGCGCAACAAUAACAGCAUAUGCUUCACUUUCAACUCUGUCUCUCCCGAUUCAAUCAUAGUGGACGGCAAACUGUUCCUCAGCCAGUUUAAGUUGAACAUUGAGAUACUCGACAAUGGACACCUGGUUGAGACAGCCAAGGGACUUUUGCGGAGUAUUGCCGAGGAGCUCAUGCAAUAUAGUAAUAUUGUAAAUGUGUUCUUAUUUGAAGACGCGACUUUUGAAACUGCAUCCCUCGUAAGAGAUGUGUUCAACGAUAACCAAAGCUUUAUAGUGAUUAUUACUUCAAACGCACGUUUGUUUGAUAAUGAGAAUUUGAAGAUGGAAGUCAAUGGCUAUACCGCUGACGAUGUUAUGAACUUGGCGAUGUCUGAUCGAUAUAAAGAUCGGUUUACUGACGAUGACAUGCUCCGAUUGGCUGAAAAACUUGAUUUUUCUCCAUUAGGAAUACACGCAGGCUGUGAAUAUAUUAUAAGUAUUGAAGGUACGAUAAAUGAUUACAUCGCACUCUUAAAUAGUUUCACGUUCCCGACUGUAUCUGACCUUGAAGAAGAGAUAGUCCAUAACCGAGGCUAUAAAAAGACAUUACUGCAGUUAGUAAUGGAAUCGUACUGUGAGCUAUCCCGCGUUUGCAAAGAUGACAUCAUAGUCUAUAUGCUGAAUAUUGUUGCCACUCUUGGCUCUGAUCCAAUACCAUUCGGACUCCUUGAUUGGAUAAUAAGAGAAAAAGAAGGCCCCUUGCACUCACAUAUUAUGGACCAAAAGAAAAUCCAUUUGGUGGAACUGGUCAAGCGAUUCCACCUUGGUACCAUGGUGACGGAUUCAAACAAACACAAGAUGAUAAAACUCCACAAUCUAGCCAGGGUUGCCAUAGUGAUAAGCUGGCCUGAAGAAGACAAGAAAAAGCUAUUCCACGACAUGCUGUUGAUCCUCGAUGACCAGUUUGAUAAAGACAUGCGGAACAUGCAUGACUUCCAGUUUAUUCUGGAACUACUCCCGCAUGUAAACAAUGCACUAUAUGGAGAACUCCUCCCCAAGGCUAUGUUAUAUGACAUCCGGAUCCGUGUUUUACAAAUCCGCCUCUUGGACGUCUUAAACCAUUUACACACACAGACAGGAUUAACCAAGAUCUUCAAAGAGGAAAACUAUUCAAAAGCAAAACAACAGUUUUACUCAUUGAUAAACAACAAUGUCGAUCCGGUCUUAGCAGAACCUAGGUUAAAUCAGCAGGUUGAGGAAAUAUUGACGGCAGAAUCUCAGAGGUGGGAGAAUAUUACAUGUGAGGAGUUUGUUAAGACGAAGGCACGGAUUGUUUAUGAAAGUGUCACCAAAAUUGACGUACCAGAAGACCUGGUUGUUAACCUUGUAUGCACGAGACGUCUCAAUAACGAUGAUAUCAAGGUAUUACAGAUGAGGAUGGAUGACCGUGGACAUCCAAAUGUCUUCAUACCUGAUGGACACCUAACGAUCGAAUGGUACGAUAAACUUGUUGAAAAUGAUGCUGCGGUAAGUGUGGAAUCCAUCAAAAAAGUGUUCCUCUUAGAGUUUAUGCUGACGAUACUAUAUACGCAUGGUCGGAUGUACUUCUACCAGAAAAACCAGGAUGAGGUAGAUGAAGAUGCGAAACAAGUGUUUGAACAUGAUUUGAGACUUGCCUUUGAACUUGGUAAUAUUAUAAAAGAAAAGAUAGGAAUUCAGAUCACCACUUUGUUGCUUGCUGAGAGAAAUGGCAUUCUCUACUUUGAUUUGGACAGUGGAAAACGACAGAAAAUGGAAUAUGCAAUGUUAAGAUACAAAGCUUUGUUGGCUGAUGAAAGUGACUAUUUCGAGCGUGGAAUACUAAAGAUGGUCCCCGCUAAGGAUCCAUAUCACCGCAUAAACUGCCUGCGUCAGUUGGUGCAAUAUUGCCAGCUCGUUGCUGACAUGGAAACAAAAGCACAUAGAAAACAGGAAAAAUACAAGGAAGGUCGAAAAGAAGCAAAAGAACUUUUGAAAAUAAUCAAUGGGCGGGCAUACCAUAACAAAGCAAUAUCAUAUAUCACUAUUGGUGACCUAGAAAUGACCCAAGUUGAGUUUGGUACUCGUCAUCUAAACGAUGCUAUUGGUAUGUAUCAUCAAGCACUGGAACUUGAAGAGAAAAAACUGCCGCAGCACAGCCGUAAUAUGUUAAAAGCUCUUUAUGGGUUGACUAGGGCAAUGUUCCUUCGCUGUGAUAGCAAAAAUGAAGAUUGGGUAAAGGCAAAGGACUAUGCUAUGAGAUUGAUCGAGAUUUGCGAAGAGAGAAACAUUAAAACUGAUCUUAAAGGACAGGCACAGAAUCUUCUUAAUGACAUGCAAGUUGGAGCAUUUGAAGCAGAUUCAAGAGUAUAAGGAUAAUUCAAGUCAAACUGAAGAUGGGUCUUAUAAGCCACUCUAUUUAUAUUGUUAACAAUUUUAACAAUUAAUCUUAAGAAUUAUGUUUUAUACAAUUAUAUCCUGAACAAAAUGCUGUUUGCAGUAUAUUGGGUGUCCCAAAAAAAGUGAUACGCAUUUUUGACAAGUAUUUUCUCAGCAGUAGAUAAGCAAUAGAUACUAAUUAUCCCAUCGAACGAAGUUUGGAUUGAUAUAGG
This is a messenger RNA of Owenia fusiformis, 3274 nucleotides long. The record is from the annotation of a GenBank genome assembly. NCBI's taxonomy places the organism in Eukaryota, Metazoa, Annelida, Polychaeta, Sabellida, Oweniidae.